This is a messenger RNA of Maylandia zebra (zebra mbuna), 2361 nucleotides long. The record is from RefSeq and is a predicted model, not a curated record. Lineage: Eukaryota; Metazoa; Chordata; Actinopteri; Cichliformes; Cichlidae.
AUGGCUAUAGUCAAUAGCAGACCCUUGACUAUAGAUAACUUGAAUAGCCCCAACAGCCUGGAACCGCUCACGCCCAAUCAUCUACUGCACAUGAAAUCCAAUGCACCGUUGCCCCCACCUGGUGCCUUUUCAAAUGAGGACCUGUACAGCAAGAAGAGGUGGCGCCGCGUGCAGUUCCUUGCAGAGCAGUUCUGGAGCCGCUGGAGACGAGAAUACAUUCACAACAUCAUUUCAAGGCAAAAGUGGCACUCACCAAAGAGGAAUCUAAAACUCUUACGAUGUAGGAAGGCCGUCUGUGCCGGGAAGGAGUUUCAUGAGCGGGAGGCCAGCCGGAGGCAGAGGGAGACGCCGUCUGACUGUGUGAUCAACAACAUGGCUCUGCUUCAGCAUCCCCGGCUGCUGCUCGCCUGUGUAGGGCUGCUGCUGCUGCUCACCUUUGGCAGCAUCAACGCUCGAUCUUCGCCUAUAUCGGACUUGAAAUCCAAAAUAUCCGGGGUGGAGGAGCUCUUGGAGGAAUUCCGUAAACAGCUGCAGCAGGACCAGACCUACAGGACAGGUGAAGUGAUGGACUCCUGCGUGGGCGACUUCAGUGCCGCGGGGGAUCGCAUCAUCCGGGCCAAGGACUCCAUCGAGCAAGGAGCCACCUUCCUGCUGGCCCCGGACAGGGUGUACACCAGGAAGGACUGUGUGCACGCCUGCUGCUCCCAGCCUCACUGCACAGUUGCGGUGCUUCACGAGGACCAAAGGCAGCCCGGGGACAGUCUCCGCUGCUACCUGUUUAACUGCACCUACAGGAGUAAGAAUGUGUGCGCCUUCUCGGCUCAGAAAGGCUUCACGACAUACAGCCGGACUCCCAACACAACGCAGGGACACCUCCCUGUUUCAUCUAGCGACUCAGCCCGGAGGCCCGGAGAAGAAGCUCCUGAUGAGGAUGAUGCAGACGUGGAUGAGCCUCCUCGCAGUGACGCUGGACAGGAUGUGGUUAUCCAGCUGCCCACAGAUUGGGCUGUGCUGGAUGGCCGUGACAGCGUGGACGACCACGGGAUCCGCCGCUAUGAGUGGAGUCUGAUUAAAGGAGACACAGCCAUCAAUAUGAAGUCAACACAUCCAGGUUUGCUGAAGAUCAGUGGCCUCCAGGAAGGAGUCUACACGUUUCAGAUGACAGUCACUGACACGGCGGGACAGAAGAGCUCCGAUAACAUCUCUGUCACCGUACUGGCUCCAAAACACCAAGCAGAAGUAUGUACCGGUCACUGCUCAAACUACCAAUUUAAGUGUGAUGACGGUUGCUGUAUUGACAUCACCUAUGCCUGCGAUGGGAAGCAGCACUGUCCAGACCGCUCAGACGAAGACUUCUGCCCAAACUUCGAUGGCAGCCGAAAGUCAGUGACCCACGCUGUGGACCUGCCCAGCCCUCAGCGGCCUGUCGCUCAGACAAAGAAAGCUGAAGACGACUCCAUGCUCCCGACUGGAGCCAGAAAGACCAUCACACCGCAAGACACAAGCAAGGCGGCUCCUUCUCAAAGUGCCAGUGAGCAGGAAGCUUCAGUCAGUCAAGACCCAUGUGCUGCUGCUCCAGUUGUGGGACCCUGUAAAGGCACCUUCCCACGGUGGUACUACGACCAAAAUGUGGGAGAGUGCAAACACUUCCUGUAUGGAGGCUGCCAGGGAAACCACAACAACUUCCUCCAGGAGUUGGACUGUGUCAGUGAAUGCAUACAAAAAAGUCCAGCUUUCAGACCUGCCAGUGUGGCUCCUCCAGUCACCAAGCAGACUGAGAUAGCUUCCCCUAAAGCCAACCAGAGCCAAGCAGUGAGUGACGCCCCCAUCUCCAAACCAUUUCCAGUUCCUCUGACACUUGGCCUAAUCAUCACUGCCGUGCUGCUGCUCAUGAUCUGUCGUCUGAUCUUCUUGGAUGUGACUCCUGAAAAGAGAUUCACCAUGAUUCUGGUUCUCCUUUCACAAGAGAACAGUGAUGUUGGUGUGGAGGAGGAGGAGCAGUUGUCCUGCUGUGCUUUGGGUCAAGAUGUCUCAGAGGAUUCAGUCGCUACCAGUUGUGGCAUCUCUGUCCAAACAGAUGCGAGUCUGGAAGAGGUUUUAGAAGAAUAUAAGAUCAGUCUGAGGAGGAGGUUUGAAAGUGUGACUGAAGAAACUGAUAAUACAGGAAGUGGAACCCUCCCGAACAGGAUCUACACUGAGCUCUACAUCACAGAGGGACAGAAUGAAGACGUUCAUAACCAACAUGAGGUGAUGCAGCUGGAGACAGCUUCCAAGAUGGAGGCUCUUGAUGACAUUACAGUCAGAAGUAACACAAAAGAAGAAGUGGGAGCUGGCCUGACACCAGUAACUGACUUCCAGUGA